AUGAAAGUCGAAAGCAACAGCAGCGCCCUUACCGACCCGUUCGCGGCGUCUCAGAUUAUGGGCGAUAAGCUGUUGCAAGGCUGGACCUUGCUGAAUGAGUGUUGCCACAUGUGCAUGGUGACCCCCCUCAUUAAGCAGAAGAACAAAGAGGAGCGAUUCUGUGCCAAGUGCAACGUGUACAUUGUCUCGGAAAACCGAGAAAGGGAUGAAAUUUUGAGCAACAAGGGAAACAGCAACAUGGGUGGAAAGAAAAAGGCCGAACAGGAUUGCCAAAGGGAUGUCCACAUGGACGGUUCCGAAAAUCUGGCUGCCCGAACGAACACUGCAAAUGUGGAAGCCCACCCGGAUGUCUACACAGAGAAGCAUCCCCACGCAGGUACAUAUGGAGACCCCCUUUUUACGGAAAAAUUGUCGCCCAUAGAAUUCAUCAAGGAGAUAAAACUACAGCAUGACGAGUUCAACGAAAUAUUAAACAGAAAUAGCAUCACGAGGGAAGAAACAGAAAAUCUGCUAGACUACAAAAAAUACAUAAAGGAGAAGUGCGGGUAUGACCUCGGGGAGUGGAUGAACAGUAGCAGCAGUUCCCUCAAAGGGAGGCAAAUUAGCAGUAAAAAAGGAAGCCAAAAAGAAUCAACCAAUUUAACCAACAGGGACAUCGAUCCCGAUGUGGAAGAUAAAAAAGCCGACAAGUUUCAAAAUGCCGAAACGAAACAUCACCAUGCAAAUGAAGAAAGACACUCAAGUCAGAAGCGAGAAUAUUUAAAUGACUCUACAGGAAGACGUCCAGAUCUUAUAAUCUCAAAGGAGAAUUAUUUCCCUACUGGAGGCAUCGAUUUCGACAAAUAUACAAAAUAUAAGGUAGACUUCAUUAUCCUGGACAAAGCUAAGGAUGCUUUCAUGCAGAAAUUGGAUAAGUACGUUGAACUGCUUAGCAGGUGUGACAGUAGAAGUGACGAGAAUGAGUGCAUCGGCCAAGUGGCCGCUGUCGUGGACAUACUAGAAAGAUUAAACAACUUAAGGAGAAACAUUCACUUCGUUAUUUAG
This is a messenger RNA of Plasmodium inui San Antonio 1, 1044 nucleotides long. RefSeq lists its product as hypothetical. The coding region runs from base 1 to 1044 and encodes 347 amino acids. The record is from RefSeq and is a predicted model, not a curated record. The transcript has 2 exons. Lineage: Eukaryota; Apicomplexa; Aconoidasida; Haemosporida; Plasmodiidae.